AUUGUCUUUGGUAUUGCAGCGGUGAAUAGUAAAUGUAGCCAAAGAUGAGAAGAAAAGUGGCAGGAAGACUUAGACUUAGUCCAAAUGAAGAAGCUCAGCUAUUGAAAGAAGAACAUGAAAGAAGAAGAAAAUUAAGGCUGCAACAGGUCAGGGAACAGGAGCGGAAUAUUGCUUUGCAGAUAAGGCAAGAUGUAAAGCAGCGAAGAGGUGAACACCUGAAUCAGUUGGCAGAAGAACUGGAGGCCGAAUGGCAGAAAACACAGGAUGAGAAGAUUAAAGCUCUGGAAAAUCUAUACCUGUCAAGUUUAAGAGCUAUAGGAGAAGGGCAUAGAGAAGCAAAGGAAAAUGAGCCUGAUCUGGAGGCACUGGCGAAGCAAGCAGAAGAAAGGAAAGAAAUAGCAAAAAAGAGGUAUAAGGAAGCAUUGAAAGAACAAAAAAACCAGAAGGAGAAAUUGCUGAGAGACCAAACAAGGCGAGCAAAUGCGCGAAAGCAUGCAUUUGAUGUAGAAAGAGAAAGAGCCGCCAGAAUUGCAAGCCUGCCUGCUCCUCCCCCCCACCCUUUUGAAAAUAUUGAAUUGAAGAAUAUACCUACGGUGAAAAUUAGUGAUGUUGAUAAUUUUUCAAUUAGUCGCCACCAUAUCUUUGACCCAUAUGUGGACAGAGAAAUGAACACAGAACAGCCAGAUGCUCGGUUACUUGCUGAAGAGGAAGUCAAACGAAAGGAAGAGCUACAAAAUGGCAAGGAAAGAGACAGGAGAGAACAGCUGGAAAAAGCCUAUUUGAGAGGAAAACAUGCUUUAAAGAUGGUUUGGCUGGCAAGAGACAAGGAAAAGUUAAUGAAAGAGCUUGAACAGAUGCAGAAUAUUGACCUUGCCCACAGAAGGCGGAUUGUAGCUCAGAUGCCACCGCAACUAUUUGAACCGACCUAUAGACGUGUGGAAAUCAAAGAAGAAUGGCAGAGGGAACUGGAGUGUGCCUUCGAAGACAUGUAUACUGGAAAUAUGAAAAUGAAAGGAGACCUUAUUUUGCACAUCGAUCCACAGCCUUUGCCAGCUUUCUCUGAUGGAUCUCCAGAUGAUGAGCUAGAACUUUCCCAGGAACCAGAACCUGUAUGUGAGUUACCUCCAAGAUUGGCAGAUGAGGUGAAGGACAAUGAGCCAAGUGGUAGUGAAGUGGAAAAAUCAUGCCAGCCUUCAGCAAAAUUAGCUCUAAAAAAAUUGCUAGUCAAGAUAAGGAGCCAAAAAGACAACUGGACAUCAAGAUGUGAGUCAGACACUCAAAGUGACAUUGGGACAAUUGAGUCAGGGACCAUUUCUAGCAGAGGGGAAAAAAUGGAUGAAUUAGAAUCUGUGCCUGAACCUGAACCCAGAUAUGAUCCUGCUGCUGAAUCUUCUGAAGAAAUACUGGACCAAACUAUUGUUGCUGGAAAUGCACUUAUAAAACAUGCACAAGAGCAAAGCACUAAAAUUAGAAAGGAAUCAGAAAGAUCCCCACAGACAGAGUGGCAACAGCAGCAGCAAACAGAAGAGCAGAAAAUACAACUAGAAGUUGAUUUCCUGAAGGCUAAAGUGCCACACCAGGAGCAGGAAGCUAAGACAGAGCAAGAAAAGAAAGAUCAAGAAUGUCAAACAGAAGAAAAAGUUUUUGGUUCUGUUGUGCAUCAGAAACAGGAAGCAGAAUACAAGACUGAUGUUGUCCCGGAGCCACAGGCAGCCCACUUUCCUAAAGAAGAUCACCAUCUAAAGAGGAUUCGUGACUGUCAGCAACGUCUGCUGAUGCAAAACAGAAUGCAUCAAGAAUCAGUUGAUGAAGCCAGAAGACACUUAGAAGAAUAUCAGAAUAAACUGAAUCAGAGAUUCCAGUCAAUUUCCACAGCACUGUUAAAUCCUGUGAACAGACUUGCAUACCUAAAUUCUCUUCCUGAACCAUUAUCACAAGCACAGGGGUUUGAUCAAUCACAGAGAAUUAAAUUAAUGGCUGACACGCCAUCCAGGAGUGCUUCUGUUCAAGAGCUGGGACCAUCCGGGCAGAAAGACAAAGAACAGAGGCUUGAGGUUGCCAGUGAUGAGCAAGCCCAGCCCAGUGUUGACUCAGAAAGGCAAAUGCAGAUAAAUCCAGAACAUUUUCAUUUGGCACAAGGAUCCUCUUCACAUCAAGAGAAAGAAAAACUGGAUGCAGUGGGGACACCUGUGCUGCUGUCAUUGCAAUUUCACAGGAUUCCUGGUCCUUUAUUGCCAAUACCUGAGGAUGCCUCUGCUACAACCCAGCCUGUUGCUCACAUUCAGAAUGCCCAAUCCACUUUCCCUGCAGGUGAUUCUCCAGGGUGUUCAGAAACCUCCUUGUCCAAAACUUCCAUGCCUGACAAACCUCUACCUGAAAAGAUUCUUCUGCCAACGUUCUUAAAGCACCAAGAUAUCCCUAAAGAGAGUGGGAUAAAUGUAGCUUCUAACCAGACCCACCAUCUUCCUUUGCACUCGAUUUCUUCCUUGCCGCUUGCUGUAAUGGGUAAGACUGAGAGUAUCCAGGAAUCCUCAGCACUGAAAAAUGGAAGUGAAUCUUUGUCCGGUUGUUCUGAUAUAGUUGAAUUAAGAGACAGACUGCUGGCUUCCUCUGAGAGCAUUGAAGUUCAGCAGGAGCACUUGAAAGAACUGCAGGAGCAACUAGAUGAGCAACGGGAAACCCUUCUGUCUCGCCAGAAGGUACAAGAAGACUUGCUCCUGCAGAAGCACGCCCAGCUGAAACAGCAGAUGGAGCAACAGCAAGAAGCUUUAAAAGAGAUUAUUAAACGGGCAACACAGUCGAGGUCAUGCAGGGAGAUGCCGGAGGCAAAGCCUGACAGCUUCAGUCUGCUGAGUGUGCUUCUUAAUGAAGCGAAAGACGACAACCCAAACCAGGUUUGCUUUGGUGAUACGAACAACCAUGUGGAAAACAACUUUUUGUUUCAAAAAGUUAAUUCAGUGGAACAAACAGGGCCAUUUCAGAGCAUGUGGACCAGAGAAGAGAAACAGAGACUUUCAAAACCACCUUUGGUCAAAGUAAAGCCAGGACUGGAGCUGGAGCAGCAUGAACUUAGUGCUAUACAAGAACUUGACACACCAAAGAGUGACAGAUUUUCCAGUACAGGAUACAAACAGCGUCUUACUGGAGAUAUAUUCCUCACUCCCAAAAUUGAUAAGCUACAGUCCAGUAAAAGCCCAACUGAGUCUUUACAGGAAGAAAUAAAUCUACUAAGAACUAUUUCUAUAGCUGAUGAUAAAGAACUACACUCUGGUGACAGCCUGAAGCACAUGCGUGGAUCGUGCUGCGAUGAGUUGAUGGGGAAAGCUAGUGGUUUGUAUGACCCAGUCCACUCCAAAGAACGUACUUCUAUAGAUCAAAAUUUAUCGAAUUAUUCGGCUGAUAAUGGAAGAAUAGUUACGUGUCCUGAUCCGUCAUUAAGGCCAAAUAGCCAAGUAACACUUUCAAAUGCGUGGUCCCCUGGCUUGUUAAAGGAAACAACUUGUACACACCAGGUAGCUAAUGGCUAUUUUGCUUCAACAACUCUCUCUGCUGCCAACUUUGUAAAAAAUUGCAACCCAGACAGUAAUCUUGCUGGUACAGAGUCAUGUUCAGCCAGGCAACGGUCCAGCUUUUUCAGCUUUCCAGCAAAGGAAAACCUAACUUCUGCUUCAUUUCUACAAAAACCUAACGAGUCUUCAAAUCCUCCCAAGUCUUGCCUCUCUUUUGAAGAAGUAGAUCCCAGUGGAAGCAAAAUCCAGCAAAUAAUAGACAAAUAUAGAAGAGAUUUCAGCUGGUCAUCUUUGAGUAACGUAUAUUCUACCCAUGAUCCAACCGUUGGACUUGAUACUACCGAAAUUGAGAGGAAUUUUCCAAAUUUCCACCGUGAACUUUUUCAGCCUUUGAAACCGAGUUCUGACUUUGAUAUCUGCUCAACGCUUUCUCAGUGUAGAAUAUCUCACAACAGCAAAGACGUCAGCGAGGUUUCAGAUUUAUCUAAGAGUCAAGAUCUAACAGCUUCUGCCUUAGAGGAGGGAAGCAACAGCACUUUAUUUCUCAGCAGAGGAAAACUAAGCAGUUCUCUUCUAAAGGAACAGAGUGAUGAGAGGAUAAACCAGCCAAUGCAAGAUUUUCAACCAGUUGAUGAAGAAUUGUCUGAACACCUGUCUCUGGAAACUCCCUUGCACAAGAGUUUUGGUGAACCUGGAGACUUUAGUUUCAAGCCUGAACAAAACCUUGAACUAAGCAGAUCUAUUGAGGACAGUGUAAUUAUUUCACCUGAGACUCAACCAUGCGAGGAGCUGCAAGAUGACAAUGAGUCUCGUUAUUUCUGUUCUUCCAUUGAAAAUUUUCGCAGUCUUAGUCCAGUUGAAGAUCAAACCUCCAUUUACCAGAUGAUUCCAAGUUUUGGCACCAGGAAGAAUACUCAUGGGACGACAGAAUCAGCAAAAGAGGACACUAGCUCAAGAGAAAGUCUCUGCUCUGUUGAACUAGCCACAACAUCCAACAAGAACAAUGAAAUGGUGACCAGGAACAGAUUGAUAAAUGAGGAUGUAGCAGCUGACCUCGCACAGUGUACAUUAAAUUCCACGCAAGAACAGAGUUUUCUAAGAUCAAGGGUAAUGCUGAGUUGGCCGCAAGAAAUUAACUCCGGCAUCUUUGGCAGCCCCUUGCAGAAAUCUUCACAAGAAAGUAUCAGUCAGCCUGCAGUGUUUCUACAACCAAAUAUGGAUGUUAUCCAGGCUAAAAGCUCAGACGCCCGUUUGUCACAGUGCAACAUACCCGUUUGGGAGACCCUAACAGGAAGAGGCAUUAUGGAAGAACCUGAACUGACACUAGCAAGCUCUAAUGACAUCAGCACGGCAGAAUCAGAGCUUGUACACAGUGGUCAUUCUGAAGUUAGAAACUGUCCCCAGAGCAGAGGAUUUUUCCCGUUAAAUCCGGAAGUCGAUGAAUUUCCCACUCUGCCAGACUAUCCACCAGUAACUCCAAGCCCCAAAAAUGAUUCGGAUCAAAAAUCCAAGCCAGGAGGAAGUAUGUGUGCAGUAUAUCAUAAAUGUAUGGUAGUAUUGUCAGAGCUUGCCCCUGUCCAUGGCAGCCUGCAGGAAUCAUUUUUGAAGCGGAAGAAAGAUUUCAUUGAGAGAUCUUUGCAAAGGAUGGAGAAACUAAAAAAUCAAGAGCAAAGUUCUGAAAAGACUCAGGCUAAGGCACCUCAGCCCCAAAAAACACAACCCCAUAAACAAAGAGAGAAGUGGACACCUCCUGGCGCAGCUGUUAAUCGUUUGAAGAAAGUGGAAGGAAAGGGGUGCUCUCCUGCCAGCAGGAAAGCGGCAGCAGUACAGAUGCAGCAGCGGACUUCAAGGUUGUAUAAUAAUCUAGCAGAAGUGAAAAACAGAAAGGAAGAGAAAGACAGAAGAGAAAAUUAUGCCAGGAACAGGGAAAGAGCAAAAGAAUUUCAAAAGAAAACACUGGAAAGCCUACGAGCCAGAAAAACCAAUCUGAAAACGUAGUGUUUUGCAGGCAUCCCACAGAUGGAAGAUAAUUUAUCAGCAUUUUAAAAACAUCUUGCAUUUGAGGUCUCCUUGAUAAAUAUAUGAAAUUAUGUAGCAACAUUUGAGAUAAUCGCAAAACAACCAGUGUUGUAUAAACCAUUUGUCACCUGUUCUCUCCAAUUAGGGCUUUUAAGUCAAGAUUUUUAUUUUCAAAUGUCACUUGUGUUUGCUUUUUUGUACAAUAAUUUUAACUAUUUAUAUUGCAAUAAAUUUUUCAUUUGCAAG
Candoia aspera is the source of this 5774-nucleotide messenger RNA. RefSeq names its product centrosomal protein 295 (gene CEP295). The coding region runs from base 45 to 5507 and encodes 1820 amino acids. Gene Ontology annotation, molecular function: microtubule binding. The transcript is spliced from 28 exons. The record is from RefSeq and is a predicted model, not a curated record. NCBI's taxonomy places the organism in Eukaryota, Metazoa, Chordata, Lepidosauria, Squamata, Candoiidae.